Durusdinium trenchii is the source of this 1857-nucleotide messenger RNA. Lineage: Eukaryota; Dinophyceae; Suessiales; Symbiodiniaceae. The record is from the annotation of a GenBank genome assembly.
AUGUUAGCCCCAGAUGUGCAGUUGAUGGUGCAUUCGUCAGAAGUUCUAGACGACGAGGGCUAUGUGCACCGGGGCUCUCGGCUCACACAGCUAGAAAGGGGCAGCGCCGAGCCGCCCGAGUGGCGGCUCCGGGACUUCGCCUUCGCCGCCUACAGCGGGCCGAACGCGCCCGGCCUACGGGAGGUCCACUUCGGUCGGAAGAGCAUUUGGGCCUUCGCUGCUGCCAGGGACCACACUGAGGAGAUUGUGGUCUUCCGCAAAGGCUCCGAUGCCCGGCGGAAGUGGGACGAAGACGCCCUGAAGGAGCCCAAAUCCGGCACAGAUAUGUUCUUCGUGAUGAAGAUGCGGCAGGUUUCUCCUGAAACUCCACUCUCCAAGCAGUUCAAUGGUGAGUGGGGAUUCUGGGAGAGCUUCUUUGUGCCUUUGCUGGAUGAGCAGCAAACCAUGCAGGCGUUCGCGUUGAUGGACCCAGCGAUGUGCGAGGACUUCUUUCGACCAGGCAGACUGCCUGUGACGUGCCACCGGUGCCCUGAGAACCGUCAGGUGCUGACCAUUCCAGAUGAUUUGGUGGUGAAGUACACGCUGAAGGUGGUUUGUAAAGAUAUGGAGCAGUGGUCCGACCUUUGCAACAAGAUCGGUGAGGACAUGACGAUGCAGGACACUUGCAUUAUCGAGUACAAGCACCUCAAGCCUGGUGAUGAGUGUGUGGAAGCGUACCACGAGACCACAGGGGUGGAGGAGCACGCGCGGCUCUUGAAGCGCGACUUCGAGCAGCUCAAGCUGCCGGUGGUGCUGACCUUCGAGUGCAACAUGAAUGUUGCGGCGGAGUGGAGGCCGGACAUGAUCUCCCUGCAGCACAAGUAUGAUGCCUUCGGCACGGUCUACCACUCCAACCUCUUGGGUGGCUUUAGCUCUCUCAGCGGCGCCCGCGCUGAUCCCUGGCACCCCAUGGCGCGCUUGGCGGUGAACGCCCUGAACAAGUUGCUGGCUCGCUUCCCGGACAUCCGCACCAUUUUGGACUUGGGCUGUGGCGACAUGUCCUGGAUGCAGUACUUCUUGGACGAGCACCCUCUCAUCAGCUAUGUGGGCGUUGACAUCACGCCCUUUUGCCUUGCGAUCAACUUUCGUCGAUUCCCAAAGAUGCAGUUCAUCCAGACGGAUUUGUCCAACCUGUCUGGCAUCGAGGUGAUGCCACAGGGCUGUGAUGUGAUCCUGGCGAAGGAUGUCUUCAACUACAUGACCUUGCCCGAUGCCGUGAAUGCGGUCAAACGCUCCGUGAGCUUAAAGCCUCGCUUCCUGUUGACCCACGCAGGGACACCCGUCCGGAGACCUCCCAACCCCACCAUCGCCUCGGCUCGUGCGGACCGCCUCGACCGCACAGAUGACGUUCGUGGGAAGAAGCAGAAGGAGCUCACGGAUGAGCAGAAGCAGGAGAUCAAGGAGGCCUUUGAUUUGUUCGACACCGAUGGCAGUGGUGAAAUCGACUCGAAGGAGCUCAAGGUCGCCAUGCGUGCCUUGGGUUUCGAGCCCAAGAAGGAGGAGAUUCAGAAGAUGAUCUCGGACGUGGACGACGAUGGCUCUGGCACCAUCGGCUAUGAGGAGUUCUUGAAGAUGAUGACACACAAGAUCUUGAACCGUGACCCCAAGGAUGAAAUCCUCAAGGCCUUCCGCCUCUUCGAUGACGAUGAGACCGGGAAGAUCUCCUUUAAGAACCUCAAGCGCGUGGCCAAGGAGUUGGGCGAGCGCAUGACCGACGAGGAGCUGCAAGAGAUGAUCGACGAGGCGGACCGCGACGGCGAUGGUGAGGUCAACGAGGAGGAGUUCCUGCGCAUCAUGAAGAAGACGAACCUCUUCUGA